Hyposmocoma kahamanoa is the source of this 1758-nucleotide messenger RNA. RefSeq names its product zinc finger protein 62-like. The transcript is spliced from 3 exons. The coding region runs from base 1 to 1758 and encodes 585 amino acids. Gene Ontology annotation, biological process: regulation of transcription by RNA polymerase II. The record is from RefSeq and is a predicted model, not a curated record. Gene Ontology annotation, cellular component: nucleus. NCBI's taxonomy places the organism in Eukaryota, Metazoa, Arthropoda, Insecta, Lepidoptera, Cosmopterigidae. Gene Ontology annotation, molecular function: RNA polymerase II transcription regulatory region sequence-specific DNA binding; DNA-binding transcription factor activity, RNA polymerase II-specific.
AUGAAUGAAGGAAUGACUCGCAAAAGGGGAGCACCAAAAAAACGAAAACAGCUAAAGGAAGAACCGGAAAAAGUGACCGCGGUCACUAGAUUAGUGACUCGCGAAAAGAAUGUACCAGAGAUGAAGAAACAGUGGCAUAAUCUGACUACAUUGUUGAAAUUUUCAAAUGCGACGCCUUUUAAAGACAGGAACGAUGCGGGCUACAUCUGUGCUUAUUGCUUUAAGACAUACCCUGAUCCUGAAGUUUUAAGAAGUCACACACAUAAUGACCACAUUAAAGAGAAACCGACGUACAAAGCAGGUUCAGGAAUGGCAAGUUUUGUCGCAUUUUUGGAUGUAGUAGACUUAAAGUGCAGUAUUUGCAACUCUUCGAUGGAAAGUAUUAAGGUUUUGAUGGAACACCUAGUCGCGGAACAUGACAAGAAGUUUUAUUUGGGAGUUACGGAUUAUUUUCAACCAUUCAAACUGACGGGCGAUCAGCAGAUGAACUGCUGUCUCUGUAGCGAAGUCUUUCAUAAUAUGAAACUUCUAAUGCAACAUAUGAAUGUUCACUAUAGGAAUUUUAUCUGCACUACUUGUGGAGCAGGAUUUGUGAACAGUUUUCGGUUAAAUCGGCACGAAACUACACACGGUGAAAGCAGAUUUGGCGGACCAAAACCAGAGAGAGUGACCAAAGCAUCGCUAAGGCGAGCCAGGAGAGCUUUGAAACUUGAAAGAAUAGAGCAAAAGAACAAUUUGAUGAAAAUAUUAUUCAAUUCAAAUGCCAAUCCAAUUAAAUUCAAAGAUAUAACUGGCAUAAAAUGUGCCUAUUGCCCUGUAACAAUGACAAGAGCUCAAGAUCUGAAAGAUCAUUUUGUUGAAACACACAGAAAUGAGGAUUUUCUACAGUCAAAGAUGCAAGCGUUUAACAAAAACGUUGUAAGAUUGGAUAUUACCGACUUAAAAUGUGAGAUUUGUGACCAGGAAAUCGAUUCUUUGGAAACCUUGCUGCAACAUUUCAAAUCUAUACAUGACCUUGAAGUAAACACUGAUGUUGACAAUAUAGUUCUUCCCUUUAGAUUGGAUGAAAAGGAAAUGCGUUGCGUUUACUGUUUAUCAAACUUCCCUGUCUUCAAAAUGUUAAGGGAACACAUGAAUAUACACUUCAGAAAGUUUUUAUGUGAUAUUUGUGACUCUGGCUUCAUAAGCAGCGAAUUGUUAUACCGUCACAAAUUAAGGCAUACCGUUGCAGAAUCGAUAUGCCACUUUUGUGCCAAAGUGUUUUCAAGCAAAGAUCGCUUGAAAAGACACGAACAAACGGUUCAUUAUAAGAUAAAGAAGAAUAAAUGCAACUAUUGCGACGAACGAUUCGAAGAAUUUAAUCAGAAAUUGAAACACAUGAACAAAGUUCACAAUAAAAACUUGGAUGUGUCAUGUUCUAUUUGCGAUAAAGAGUUUAUCACUCCGCGGGAAGUUCGGAAGCACAUAAGAACGUUUCAUAUGAUGGAGAAGACAUUUAAUUGUAGUGAUUGCGACAAAAGCUUCUUCAGCAAAAGUCAGCUACGAAGUCACGAAAUUACUCACAAGUUGGAUAAGUUGUAUCAAUGUGGUGAAUGCUUUAAGACGUUUGCAAGAUUGGGAAGUCUCCGCACACACAUGAAUAGUCACGACGACGAGAAAAGAUUCCAAUGUGAUUUUUGUUUAAAAACUUUUGUGCAGAAAAUUGGCUUGAAGAGGCAUUUGGAUAAUCUUCAUGGACAUCUGUUUAAGAUUGAAUAA